AAUAAAAUUCGAAUUGUGACUUAUGUGCAUUAAAAAUGUUUUCUUUAAAUAAUCACCUAGAACUGCGAAAAGUGACCAUAUCAAGCCUGUUAUCAUGCAUUUAUUUGCCAAGUAUUGUUACAGUGAUAUCAUAUAAAGGCAUACUUUAUUCUAUUGGAAGUGGAUCGUCGUUUUAUAUUCUAGUGUUAAUAUUUAUAGCUGAAUUAGCAAAAUCAUUCUAUUUAUCAUCUAACAAUGAUAAUCAAGCAAAAAGGAGUAGAAACAAGAUGAGGGCUAGUGAUAUCAUCAAGACCUUUGGUUUCUUGCUCGGAGUUAUGUUCUGUUUCUUCGUUGGCAUAAUAUUAUUUGGAGCGCCAGUUCUAGACAACCACGAGGGAACUUUGAUGUUAUCAACACUACUUACACUGCUAACAGUAUUCCCGUUAGUAGCACAUACUGGAGUCGAGACAGCUGUGCAGCUUUUAUUUGGAGUGAAGAGUUUUUCUAAAGAUACGAUUGUAGCUAUGUUGGUCAACAAUGCUUUAUUGACUGUGGGGGGAGCGUGGCUUGGCGCUGUAGUGAUUCCUUUAGACUGGAACACACCGUGGCAACAGUGGCCCAUACCUUGCUAUCUCGGAGCUAUUGGAGGAUAUGUUCUAGCUAAUGUAAUGACAGUAUUAAAAGUGACUAUGAUGUCUGCGGGAAAUAAAUAUAAGUUCCUCAACUUUUUUGUAAACAUUAUGAACAAAUUACAUGUUUCUAAGUAGUUAUUUUUUCAGAGUAUUUAUAUCAGCAUUUAUUUAUUAUUAUCAAUAAAUUGUACAUAGAGAA
Molecule: messenger RNA, 810 nt
Organism: Colias croceus (clouded yellow)
Lineage: Eukaryota; Metazoa; Arthropoda; Insecta; Lepidoptera; Pieridae
Gene: PIG-F
Product: phosphatidylinositol-glycan biosynthesis class F protein
Exons: 1
Coding region: 36-746 (236 amino acids)
Biological process (GO): GPI anchor biosynthetic process
Cellular component (GO): endoplasmic reticulum membrane
Source: RefSeq, a predicted model, not a curated record